AUGCCGCUUUUCGGAGGAAAAAGAAACGAUAAGAAAGAGAAGCCAAGCGAAGCACCAAGCUAUCCAAAGCAAGCGGUCGUUCCACCACCACAAGUAGCUCACUAUCCAAUGACAUCAUACCCCCAAGGAGCACUUGUCCAACAAAACGAUCAGUUCUACUUCACUUCGGCUGGACAGCAGCUUCAGUCGGUUCCAAACACGGCUGCUGUAGCCUUUGCUCGUACUGAUCUGCCAGGGGCCUACGACAAUUUCUGCGAAGGCUUCCUCGAUGGGCCGGACUUCUCGAACCGGGUUCCAGAUCGAAACAUUCCACCGGCUCCAGGAUGUUACUAUUUCUAUUCGCACGGUGGCGCAGGACCAUCUACAUCGUCGUACGCUCCUCCAUUUCCAGGACCAAUGACAGCUCCGGCACCGCAAUCAGCUCCGCCCACUUCUUCAGGCAGUCUCCCACCACCACCAACAUACGAACAAGUUCUCUCGCAGGAAGUUAAAGAGAAACUCUGA
Caenorhabditis briggsae is the source of this 504-nucleotide messenger RNA. The coding region runs from base 1 to 504 and encodes 167 amino acids. The transcript is spliced from 3 exons. Lineage: Eukaryota; Metazoa; Nematoda; Chromadorea; Rhabditida; Rhabditidae. The record is from RefSeq and is a predicted model, not a curated record.